Physeter macrocephalus (sperm whale) is the source of this 3900-nucleotide messenger RNA. It is a transcript of the gene P2RY14, whose product is annotated as purinergic receptor P2Y14. Gene Ontology annotation, cellular component: membrane. The transcript has 2 exons. Gene Ontology annotation, molecular function: G protein-coupled purinergic nucleotide receptor activity. Bases 1751 to 2764 code for a protein of 337 amino acids. Lineage: Eukaryota; Metazoa; Chordata; Mammalia; Artiodactyla; Physeteridae. The record is from RefSeq and is a predicted model, not a curated record. Gene Ontology annotation, biological process: G protein-coupled receptor signaling pathway.
GUAGGGGGCUUAGCUGCUCCGCAGCAUGUGGGAUCUUCCCAGACCAGGGCUCGAACCCGUGUCCCCUGCACUGGCAGGUGGAUUCUUUAACCACUGCGCCACCAGGGAAGUCCCUCCAUAUACAUUUUUGUUUUCUAAUUAUGAACUAUUUCAAGUACACAAAAGUACAGAAGCUAAUGUUGGUUAACACCAACACACUUAAUCGCCCAGUGUUAAUUGAUAGUAAUAUUUAGGCAUCAUUGUUUCCGAAUUUAAGAGAUGAAAUACCACGAAUACAGCUGAAGUCCAACCACCCUAUGGCAUCCAUUGCUCCUCCUUCCUUCUCCGGGAGUAAGCACUGUCCUGAAGUUAGAAGGUAUCAUUCCUGACCAGAACAUGCUCAGUACUGACCUGGAUCAAAUAUAAUAUUCCACCACAGAGAACUAAAUCUCUUUGUUUUAUUUCUAAAGAGAACUUCAUGAGCUCUUAGGGCUAUUCUAGGUAAAUAUGUUUUUUUUACCACUGGUUCUCCAUAAGGUAUCUAUGUAUAUUUCCAGACUAGAAGGAUGAGAUUAUUAUGAUGAAAUUUAUAAUGAGUAAACGCUAAGAAAAAUCUUAGAUUUCAGGCUCCUGUUAAUGUAACUGUUUCCUACCUCAAGUGCCAACUACAGCAAAGAAAAAUAAGGUUGUUUCUUUACCCUCCUCACAAAAUAUUUAUUAAAGUCCCCUAUGUACAGUCUUAAACAAACAAACAAACAAACAAAACUUGCUCUUCAAGGAGUACUCGUUGCGUUAGCAGCUUCAACAUUAGACCCAGCUCCAGACCUAUGGAAUCUUGAGUCUUCAUUUUAGCAGGAGCCCUGGGAAAUAUGUAUGUGCAUUAAAGUCUGAGAAGGGUUGCCUUAAAGAAUUCAGAAAGGUGACAACCUAGACCGAGGCAGAACCAAAUCCAACCACCAUUCUGCCAAACCUGUCCUCUUCCUGUCAUACAACACAGCUUUCAGAUGUUAUCUUGGCAAAGUCCACGCAUAAGUAGACCAGUGGUUGUCAACCAGGGGCAAUCGGGCCUCCCAGAGGACGUUUUGUUCCCAACUUAGGGAGAUGAUACUAUUGGCCCCUAAUAGAUAGAAGCCAAGAAUGCUGCUAAAUAUCCUACAAUGCAGAGGACAGUCCUCACGACAAAUAAUUCUCUAACCUAGAAUGUCAAUGGUACAAAGGUUUAAAAACAAAAAAAAAAAACAGAAAACAAAAAAAGCCUGCCUAUGAUUUCCUAGCUAAAAUGGUCAACUGUUAACUUCAGUCAUUUAAAUGAGCUGAUUUUAGCAACCAAACCCAUAAAGGGGGGAAAAAAAGAAAAGAAAAGAAAGAAACCAAUAACUAAAAACACUUCAUAUGCAAUCCUCUCCAGUAAAGGGUUUACAAGGCUCCCACCAGGGUUUACAUCACAUCAGUAAUCAUCAAUAGUGACAACCAAAACGAAGUCCAGUAAAGUAACAACAAAAGCGCAUGUUGAAAUAUUUCACAAUUAUACAAACUGUAUUUAAAAAGCAAGUGCACUGCUACCACACAUACUUCUUCAAUAAAAACAUCCUGGCGUUUAUUUAACUUAAUUAAAUCUUCGUUUUUCUCCCACGAUACAGGAUCGUUAGCGAAGAAGCAUCCUGGCCACUUCAAGAUGACAAGCGCUCACUAGGCUAAAUUACUUCAUUGAAAGGAAACCUCAUAUCAGACAAACAUUUUAAAACGCCUCGCCUUCAGAAGUUACCAAACGAUGAAUGCCACCACUGGCCCACCUGCGCAGGGGUCGUGCCCCCGGAACACCCUCAUAACCCAGCAAAUCAUCCCCGUGCUGUACUCUGUGGUCUUUGUGGCCGGGAUCCUGCUCAACGGCGUGUCCGGGUGGAUAUUCCUCUACGUGCCCAGCUCCAAGAGUUUCAUCGUCUAUCUCAAAAACAUUGUUGUCAGUGACUUCCUGAUGAGCCUGACUUUUCCUUUUAAGAUCCUGGGAGACUCGGGCCUCGGCCCCUGGCAGCUGAAUGUGUUUGUGUGCAGGGUGUCGGCCGUGCUCUUCUAUGUCAACAUGUAUGUCAGCAUCGUGUUCUUCGGGCUCAUCGGCUUUGACAGAUAUUAUAAAAUCGUGAAGCCUCUUUUGACUUCGUUCAUCCAGUCCGUGAACCACAGCAAACUCCUGUCGGUGCUGGUGUGGAGCCUCACACUGCUGCUUGCCAUUCCCAACAUGAUCCUGACCAACCGGAGCGUCAAGAAGGCCACACGCAUUAAAUGCAUGGACCUAAAGAAUGAACUGGGCCUCAAGUGGCACAAAGCCUCCAACUACAUCUUUGUAGCCAUCUUCUGGAUUGUGUUUCUUUCCUUAGUCAUUUUCUACACUGCUAUCACGAGGAAAAUCUUUAAGUCCCACCAUAAGUCCAGAAAGAAUUCCAUCUCGGUCAAGAGGAAAUCUAGCCGCAAUAUAUUCAGCAUCAUGUUCGUGUUUUUUGUCUGUUUUGUACCUUACCAUGUUGCCAGAAUCCCCUACACUCAGAGCCAAACAGAAACCCAUUACAGCUGCCAGUCAAAAGAAAUCCUGCUCUAUGUGAAAGAAUUCUCUCUGCUCUUGUCAGCUGCAAACGUAUGCCUGGACCCCAUUAUUUAUUUCUUUCUAUGCCAUCCAUUUAGAGAAAUCUUAUGUAAGAAAUUGCAUAUCCCAUUAAAAGCUCAGCAUGACUCAGAAACUUCCAAAACCAAAAGGGGAAAUAUAACACAAGAAAGCACAGAUACUUUGUGAAUUCCCACCUCCUUUCUAAUAAAGUCUGUGCAUGCAUAUUCUAAUCUUCAAUUACAUAAUAAAGGAAAAUGAAUAAGAAGCAUGUCCACGAUAAUAAGUAUCAUCUCUAGGCAUUACUAUUCAAUUUAGUACAAUAAUAAAACUAAAAUGUAAGUUUCCAUGCUUGUUUCUGUACCAUCAAAGAAAAAAUAAUACACUAUUUAAUCUUAUCCCAUCAAAGUAGAAGGUUUAAAUUUAUAAUCAAUAGUCUGGUCAGUUAAUAUAGCACGUUAAAUAGCAAUAAGGAAAACAGGAAGCGAUCAAGACAAUUCACAGGGGCAUCUUCCUUCUUCUAAACACAAGAAUGAAGUGGGCAUAUUAUGCAAUUUUUUUCAACAGGGUCAUUAAAGACCAACUUAAAAGCAGACACAGUCUGAUAAAGGAUUAGAGGCCUGUUUGUAGUGAAAAAGUCAAGUCUUCUCUGAUUUGAAGAAGCAGGAUAAGCAGACACCCAAAAAAUUACUUAAGAAAUCCCCCACUGAUUUAUUUCAUGGCAUUUCAAACGAAAGCAGAUAUAAACUCUGUACAUUGCAGCAAAAAAUGUAAUUUUUCUCUGAUAGCAUUUUGAGGAUGAUAUAAGAUACAUCUUAAAUAUGUUUUAUAUGAAGAUUAGCUAAGCCACUUAAGGAGCCUAGUGUUCUGGUGCUCAGAAGAUGUUUUAAGUAAACUCUACAGAGGGAAUCUAGAUAGUGGCAUAAGUUGCCAGAAACUUCCCCUGUUCAAUGGUAUGGGAAAAAAAUCUAGGAUGUCUGGGAAAAGACAUAUGCACACAAAUACCCCCAGCUGGCAACACACUUUAUUCCCUAGGAGCAGAGAAAAGCAGUUUUCUUAGAAAGCAACUGGACUUGAUAAAAAGAAAAUCUAAAAUUUACAAUAAUGCGUGAGAAAUUACACAUAAAAUGAAAAUUUACACAUCAUAUUUUCUGAAAAACAAAUUUCAUAUGUGCAGAUACAGGAUAUGGUUGCUGGCUUGUGAGUUAUCAAAGCUCAGUUCUUUCUCUGCUAUUAACUGGCUGGAAGACAUUUCACCCAUCUUUCAAAUGCUCUUCUCAAACAUUUUUGUAAGUCAUGUUUUCAUAUAUAUAUAUGUAUGCAUU